GAUUACAGGCGUGAGCCACCGCGCCCGGCCCUCACAAGGUUUUUAAAAGGAAAAGAGUAGAUGGAUGCCUGUCACAUCAUAUGUAUUAAAAUGCCUAUAAUUAUUUAUAAUGCCAUUUAAUAAAUCCUUGUUCCCUUUAUACACUCAAGAGGAUCAGAAGUGACGGGGCUACUGCAGAAGCAAAGUCCAACAUAAGCCAAGCCUCAUUUUGUUCUUGGGGUUUCCCAGGCCUUCCCUAAGAUGGUUGGUAUUUUGUAUUUUGCCCUACUUGGAUGACCCUUACUGCAGGGGUCAGGCAGUGGGAGUCUCCUUGUCUGGAUAAACUGGGACCCCAGCAAGCUAAGAACAGGGAGCUUUGGCUGGCAGGAAGUGGAAGAACUGGGUCAGUUGGGGGUUGAAACCAAGGAAAGGAAAUGGCCCUAGCUGCCGCAUCAGCCUUCUCACAGGAGUUGCUAGAGUUGCCAUUACGGACCUGCAUUCUCCUUGGGAGCAGUGCUGCUGGGCCCUUGGCCCCACAGCUCCUGAGGCCUAAGCCAAGAGCCUGGAUCUACUACUAUGGUGGUGAUUUGGGGUUCAAGCAGUGCUGCCCCCUCUGGGGAUUGCUAAAAAGCACUGCGAUUUCCUUGGCUCCUAGGGUCAGUAUCUGACCCAGACCUUAAGAAUCUGAUGGUUUAGACGUAACAGGAAAACAGGGUUUCUUCUGCCCCUACAAAUGACUCAGAGCUUCCCAAAACCAGGUUUGUGUCCAGAGCCCUUCAGAGGCUCUACAGGGUUCAUCUGCUCUUGCCUGUGGGAAUGGAGAAUACUGCACAGUGGUGCGGGGAGGCCAGCCAGGGUCCAGAAGGCCCUGCCUCCACCAGUCCAGGGCUAGGAGCCGUUGAGUAUCACACCCGCCCAGCCCCAAACAUCACGGGUCAGCAGAGAGAAAUUCAAAUACCUGUGAGCACGGAAGUGGACAGAGGAGGCCCAGGCGGAUCCUGCGCCAGUUGGAUUGAUUGGCUGCCCUGAAACAGACUCUACCUCAGAAAGAACUGGGCCCAGGCUGCAGAGUUAGCUGGACAGAGCAUCUGAAAACUGCAUCUCCGUGGGUGAAGGGGAGAAGCCAGGGGAUGAGUCAGCCAGCCCCAAGGCUUUGACAAAGGCGCGGAGAGGAGCUAGAUGAUCCAGUAAGGCGGAAAUGGGGCUGAACGGGGAACAGAACCCAGGCUCCCCAGCUGCCCUCCGCCUAAGUUGCCCCCCCACACGUCAUUCCGCACACAAUGUUUAGACAGAGCAGCGAAGAAGAAACACAGACAUCCUGGGUCCUGCGGGGAGGAGGCCAGGGCUGGGAACGAGAAGGUCUGUUUAUUCCUGGCAGUCCCAUAUCCAAGGAGCCCACACCCAUGUGUGUCUGUACCCCAGGCUGAACUCUCCCAGAGCUUCUGACUUCUGCCCAAGCAGGCAGUGCGAGUCCUGGGCCCGGUGCUGGAACCCCGCGGCAUCCUGCCCACCGGCUCCCUGCAGGCUGGGUCUGAGGGUUACACGCUUUCCUCUUCCCAUUUUUUGCCUUAGUGGGAGUCUUGCCUCUCCAGGCCCCCUGACUGGCUGUGCAGGGCUGGCAGAGCCAGACUCCUAAGGCCUGCAUUCCUUCAGGCCCUGGUCUCCCCAGGGAGUACUGAAGUCCCCUGGCUCUGUCAUCUGUUGCUCUUCAGCCGGGAAGUUUUUCCUAAUGCCUCACCUCCAGCUUUCUUGCUACAGUGUCUGGCUGUUCCCUCCCAUUUUCUGGCCUUAAAGGAGUGUGGCCAGGCUUCUCUCCCCCUCUCCCCAAAGCUGCAGUUGAUACAAAGUGGAAAUCAGAGCCCCACACCUCCUGGCUUCCUAUCCUUGAACUUGCCCUUCCCUUUCACUGCACCUACUUUUCUCGGUUUCCCGCUGGAGCAAAACUGUCAUUCCUCUUGCUUUUGAUAGGCUCCCUAUCUGCCUUCCUCAACAAAGGUAUUUCUUAGAGGCGACAGGUGCAGAAAAAGGCAGAAAUCCUAAUACUGUUAAUAAUAGCUACCUGUCAUUGCGUGCCUGUGUGCCAAGUGCUGCGCGCCAGGUCCUUGUCGUACAUUAACCUUGUUUGGUCUCACAAUAGGUAAGGACAAUUAUGAGUCCCAUUUUACAGAUGAGGAAACUAAGGCAAGAGAACUUCAGUAAUUUGCCUAAGUUCACGCAGCUAAAAAAAAAAAAAAAAAAAGAUCCUGGACAGCUCUGAAUCCAACACUGGCUCAUGCCUCUUAAUCAUCGUGGAAGGGAAGGAGAGACAACCCCCCCAUCGAAGUGUCAAGCACGCGGUGUACGCGGUUACAUGUUAUCCCAUGGCAUUCCCGACAACAACCUCUAGAGGUGGUUUUUCUUGUUCCUGUUUUAUGUAGGGGAAACUGAGGGCCAGCAGUAGCUUGCCCAAGGUCACAUCCCCAGAGCCCUUGGUACCUCAUAGCCCGGAACCUAGAAAGUAAUAGUUACGGAAAGUGUGGAAUGGCCAGAUUCGGGAAGGCAGGGCUGGCCCAUCAGGUGAUGGGACGGGGCCAGUGAAGACCCUCAGGCCCCCAAACCCUCCCCCCUGCUGUCAUCGCGCACACCACCUGUAGCUGCUGUAGCUCUGCGGUUUAAAGCUUAUAAAUGUAAAUGUAUUAACUGAAGCAGGAAGUGGGGAAGGGUAGACUAAGUCAUUAUUAUUCAUGAACUAGAAUGCGUUUGUCAGAUUCGCUGGGCACUAGCGGUGAGAGGGCUCCAAGCUGAAGUAGGGAAGCCACCACCUAGGUGGCAAGGUGUGUCCAGUUGGCUAGGGGUCGGAGGAGGAGGCACUCACAGAAGGAUUUGUGGGGCAAGGGGUUGCUGCAGCUCAGGAUGUGCCAGGUCCCACCCCCAGAGGCGGGGCCAGCACCCAGCCCUGGCUGCCGCUACUCCAUCCCUCCGGGAACCCAGGCAGGCGGCAGAACCUGGGCAGGCGAGCCCGGUCCAGACGGCUGUUCCCACAGAGCAGAGGCACCGUUUGCUGGCCAGCCAGGACACCAGACACGGUGUGAAGCCCUGCAGGGAUGGCUGCAGCAACUCCUGGCCACUGAGGAAAGCCCAGGCUGGAAGCUGGGCAGGCAACACCUGUCCCCAACAGCCAUCAAAUAGGAUAUGGCCCCCAGCCCGUGGAUCUGCACCCUCUGGAUCUGCACCCUCUGGAUUCACGUGCAGUCCCCACCAGGACAGCAACCUGCACCCCAUCCUAACUCUGGCGCCCCAUCCUCCACGCAGGCAUGCUGGCUGCUGCACCAGGCCCGCUCCAUCCCCAGGCCCAAGAUGACAGCCAACAGCACUGAGGAAUGGCCCAACCCUGUUCCCAAGGGGGCUCUGGGGCUCUCCCUAGCCCUGGCAAGCCUCAUCGUUGCUGCCAACCUGCUCCUGGCCCUGGGCAUCGCCUGUGACCACCGUCUGCGCAGCCCACCUGCUGGCUGCUUCUUCCUGAGCCUGCUGCUGGCUGGGCUGCUCACAGGGCUGGCGCUGCCCAUGCUGCCAGCACUGUGGAGCCAGAGCCGCCGGGGUUACUGGUCCUGCCUCUUCCUCUACUUGGCUCCCAACUUUUCCUUCCUCUCCCUGCUCGCCAACCUUCUGCUGGUACACGGGGAGCGCUACAUGGCAGUGCUGUGGCCACUCCGGCCCCCUGGGAGCACACGGCUGGCCCUGCUCCUCACCUGGGCCAGCCCCCUGUCCUUUGCCAGCCUGCCUGCUCUAGGGUGGAACCACUGGACGCCUGGCACCAACUGCAGCUCCCAGGCUGUCUUCCCAGCCCCCUACCUCUACCUGGAAACCUAUGGGCUCCUGCUGCCUGCCGUGGGUGCUGCUGCCCUCCUCUCUGCCUGCGUGCUGGUCGCCGCCCACCGCCAGCUGCAGGACAUCCGCCGGCUGGAGCGGGCAGUGAACCGUGACGUGCCUUCAGCCCUGGCCCGGGCCCUCACCUGGAGGCAGGCAAGGGCGCAGGCAGGAGCCACGCUGCUCUUCGUGCUGUGCUGGGGGCCCUACGUGGCUACCCUGCUCCUCUCGGUCCUGGCCUACGAGCAACGCCCACCGCUGGGGCCUGGAACGCUGUUGUCCCUCCUCUCACUGGGCAGUGCCAGUGCAGCAGCCGUGCCUGUGGCCAUGGGGCUGGGUGAUCAGCGCUACACAGCCCCCUGGAGGGCGGCUGCACGAAGGUGCCUGCAGAGGCUACAGGGAAGGGCCUCCCAGGGCAGGCCGGGCCCCAACACUGCCUACCACACCAGCAGUGUCGACCUGGACUUGAACUAGGGGAAGGGCCUCUGCUGACCCUACAAGAGCAUCCAUCCAACUCAGCCAAGCCUGUCUGGUCCACAUUUCUCUGGGUCAGAGACCCUGCCCCAUCUGACCCCUCCCUGACCAAAUAAAGGCCGUUUAUGGUUACUUCACUCCAUUAUCUCAGAAAGGGAGAGGCAGGUAGACCCCACUAUGGAAAGAACC
Molecule: messenger RNA, 4488 nt
Organism: Microcebus murinus (gray mouse lemur)
Lineage: Eukaryota; Metazoa; Chordata; Mammalia; Primates; Cheirogaleidae
Source: RefSeq, a predicted model, not a curated record